AUGGCAGAAACUUCCACCUCCACAUCCACCCCCUCACCCAGCCACGAGAUGAAAACAUACAAAGGCUCCUGCCACUGCGGAACCAUAGCUUUCUCCCUCACCCUCCCCGAGAUCAAGCGUGUAAGCGAGUGUAACUGCUCGAUUUGCUUCCGGAAGGGGUAUGCGUGGGUGUUUCCUCCGGAGGGGGCUAAGAACCUGGUCUUUGAGGGGGGGAAGGGGGAGGAGAAAUUGAGGGGAUAUGAGUUUGCGGGGGGACGACGGGGCAUUUGGGGGUGUUUUUUUUUGAUUCUGAUUUUGAUAUUGGGAAAAGGAGAGGGGAGGAAAGAGUGAGGGUGAAAUGGAGUACUAAUUAGCCUGCGUAGUUUUGUCCGGUUUGUGGGACGGGUGUUAUGGGGAAGAGACAUAAUGCCGAGCCUGGGAUGGAUAUUGGGAUAAAUGUCAGUUCUUUAAUUUCAAUCUCAUCAUGAGAUUUCAUCUGACUCUGAAAUCAAAUAGGCUCGUACUCUCGAGGAUGUAGAUGUUUGGAAGUUGAAAGUAAGGAAGUAAGUGAAAUCAUCCUCCCAUCGAAACGAUCAAAAGUUAAAAUUCUAACAAAAAAACAAUAAAGAGUCGACGGAACAUCCUACGAACCAAAAUGGAUACCGCAUAAAUUCAUCGGUCCUGAGCCUACUGCCGAAAUCGAGGAUGCGAGGAUGUACUAUGGUUCUUGCCAUUGUGGAGCGACGACUAUUGCGUUGAAGAAUAAGGGAGGUAUUGAUCCCAGUACGGAGAUGGUGGAGUGUAACUGUACGAUCUACUACAAAGUACGUUUUCUCCCCUGUCCUUCCUUUCCUCAUCCUCACUCCCCUUGCUCUCCAUGGAAAAUAACCAUCCACAGCGCUCCCUCCGCCACAUCUACCCCCUCACAACCCAACUCUCUAUCGUCACUAACCCCUCCCAUCCCCUGACAUCCUACAUUUUUGGACGCAAGAUGAUGAAGCAUAUGUUCUGCUCCAAUUGCGGGAUUUAAGUGUACACUGUGAAAGAUGAUGUUGAUAAGGAGACGUAUCGGUUGUAUGGUAGACCUGGGAGUGAGGAGUUGGGUGAGCAGGAAUUGGAGAGGCAGUGGAGGGCUUGGGGGGAGUGGACGUGUUUCAAUGUUAGGAAUUUAGAGGGUGUUGAGUGGGAUGAUGUGAAUGUUAAGAAUAGUUAUUGGAGGAUGUUGAUAUUGGGAGGUAGACGAGCACUGAGGUGCGCAGGCUGGAAGUGAUGGGAUGGAGAGAUGAAUGGGUUUUUGUUUUUGGGGAUUUCCUUUUGUGGGGGGGCAUAUUCUUGCUUGGACGUGAUUAUGGUGUUAUUUGGCCCUUGUCCAGUUUAUCGUUCUCGUUACUUUCUAAAAUCUCAGAAUAGAGUAAUGAACUGAGACGAGGAAGAGAGAUGGGAAGUAUGAGGUUGAUGAGGAUUUACCUAGGCAGAGACGGGU
Hymenoscyphus albidus is the source of this 1462-nucleotide messenger RNA. Lineage: Eukaryota; Fungi; Ascomycota; Leotiomycetes; Helotiales; Helotiaceae. The record is from the annotation of a GenBank genome assembly.